Messenger RNA from Danio rerio (zebrafish), 1774 nucleotides. The record is from RefSeq and is a predicted model, not a curated record. Lineage: Eukaryota; Metazoa; Chordata; Actinopteri; Cypriniformes; Danionidae.
GUUCUAGAUGUUAGAAUGGUUUAGAUUGAACCGUUCGAGGAUGAUUAAAUACUUUAUUAUUAUUAUUAUUAAUAUAGACAUGAAGAUAAUUAGUAUUCCUCUGCAUAACAGUUGUGGAUAAACUUGGGUAAAAACACGCUGUGACUGUACUGGAAUGAUGGGAGUAGGACAGAACUGAGCAGUUUGGAGAGAAACUCACUAUGACUAAAGCAGCAGAGAAUGAAGGAAGAUACAGGUUGGACAGGUUCGGCCAGUGGGCUGGUAUUCUGAACACUCAAGACCAAUGGGGUGUGGUGGGAGUUAGGCUUCUCAAAGGAAAUGAUAGAAACUGUGGUUGGGAGAGGAAGAAGAAAAGUAGCUGCUUUUAUCAGCAUCGAAAAAGUUUAAUUCUUCAGAGAUCGACUAGACGAAGCAUCAAAGCUUGAACUCGUGAGGUGAAGUGGACUCUAAUAAGACUCUGAGCUGGACUGAUGUAAACUGACCUCAUUCUCCUGAGAUCCUGGGAAACUGAGACACGGCAGAAAAAAGGAGGUAUUGGAGAACCAAAGAUGGCUGAAGCUGCAAAGAUUGAACUUUUUGUCAAGGCAAGCGAUGAUGGUGAAAGUGUUGGUAACUGUCCGUUUUGUCAGCGACUCUUUAUGAUACUCUGGCUGAAAGGAGUCAACUUCACCCUCACCACUGUGGACAUGAAGAGAGCUCCAGAGGUAUUAAAGGACCUGGCUCCAGGUUCUCAGCCCCCUUUCCUCAUUUAUAAUGGAGAGGUGCGCACUGACACCAACAAGAUUGAGGAGUUUCUGGAAGACACCCUUGCUCCCCCACAAUAUCCCAAGUUAUGCUGCCGCUAUAAGGAGUCUAACACGGCAGGCGAUGACAUCUUUCAUAAAUUCUCUGCAUAUAUCAAAAAUCCCAAUCCUGGACUCAAUGACAUGCUGGAGAAGAAGUUUCUAAAGAGCUUGAUGAAGUUGGAUCAGUACCUGUUAACUCCCCUUCCUCAUGAACUGGACCAGAAUCCAGAGUUAUCGACGUCCACUAGACACUACCUGGACGGAAAUGCACUCUCUCUUGCUGACUGCAACCUGCUUCCAAAACUACACAUCGUCAAGGUGGUGUGCAAAAAGUACAGAGGUUUUGAGAUUCCUGCAGAGCUAAAAGGCCUUUCAAAGUAUUUGGACAAAGCAUACAAGGAGGAUGUUUUCCACCUGACGUGCCCCAAAGAUAAGGAGAUCCUUCUUGCCUACAGUUCAGUGGCCAAAUAUCUUAACAAGUAGAACUGGACUUCAAAGAGGGCGGAGGACAAAGAGUGUGUGGACUUUUUUUUUUUUGUGUAAAUCUUUUCUUGUGUUUGCUCCAAAAACAGCCUUCAAUAUGUAUGCUCUUAAUGGGAAUCAUUAUAUAUGGGUGGAGGUUGUUUUUGUUAGUUUUUCAUUUAAAAACCACAACUUGUGAAUAUCAGAUGCCUGCCCUGCUUGUUGCUGCCAUUUUUAGUAUUUAAAAGUGUGUCGCUUGUGUCUGUGGUUUUGAUGGCUUGCGUUUGUAUGAUAGCCACUCGUUUAGAAACAUCUGCGAAUGUUGUCUUUGAAGGCCAUAUGAAAUGAGACAUGUAAUUGGUUUGAAAUUCUACCCCAUGAGAAAAAAAUAAGACAAAGCACUAGACAACUUCUACAAGGAUGUUAUUGAUUUCAGGUGGCAUUAUUGUUUAUAAGGAUCUUCUCUUGUAACGUCCAGUGUGUAUGAAACAUCAUGCAAACAAAUAAAAUUGCUAUAAAAGAUCAGA